Molecule: messenger RNA, 3918 nt
Organism: Cynocephalus volans (Philippine flying lemur)
Lineage: Eukaryota; Metazoa; Chordata; Mammalia; Dermoptera; Cynocephalidae
Gene: PRDM16
Product: PR/SET domain 16
Exons: 18
Coding region: 1-3918 (1305 amino acids)
Molecular function (GO): transcription coregulator activity; histone H3K9 methyltransferase activity; protein binding
Source: RefSeq, a predicted model, not a curated record
AUGAUCGGGAGCAGAAUCUCUGAGUCACAGGUGUCCUGGGAGAGCAGUGGAGCCCGUGUGGGGACAGCCCUGGGCAGCCGAGCACUGUCCGUUGCCUUGUGCUUGGAGGAGGAAGGUGACGGUGACAUUGUAAAUAAUAUGUAUGAGCCUGACCCGGACCUGCUGGCUGGCCAGAGUGCCGAGGACGAGACUGAAGACAGCAUCAUGUCCCCCAUCCCCGUGGGGCCGCCAUCCCCCUUCCCCACCAGCGAGGACUUCACCCCCAAGGAGGGCUCGCCCUACGAGGCCCCCGUCUACAUUCCUGAAGACAUUCCGAUCCCACCAGACUUCGAGCUCCGAGAGUCCUCCAUCCCAGGGGCCGGCCUGGGAAUCUGGGCCAAGAAGAAGAUGGACGUUGGGGAGAGGUUCGGCCCUUACAUGGUGGCGCCCCGGGCGGCGUUGAAGGAGGCAGACUUCGGAUGGGAGCAAAUCCUGACUGAUACGGAAGCGUCGUCCCAGGAGGGCUGCGUCAAAAAGCAGAUCUCUGAAGACUUGGGCAGCGAGAAGUUCUGCAUGGAUGCUAACCAGGCGGGGGCUGGCAGCUGGCUCAAGUACAUCCGUGUGGCUUGCUCCUGCGAUGACCAGAACCUCACCAUGUGUCAGAUCAAUGACCAGAUUUAUUAUAAAGUCAUUAAGGACAUUGAGCCGGGCGAGGAGCUGUUGGUGCACGUGAAGGAAGGAGCCUACAACCUGAGCACGGUGCCGCCCGGUCUGGAUGAGGAGCCCACGUUCCGCUGUGCCGAGUGUGACGAGCUCUUCCAUUCCAAGCUGGACCUGCGGCGCCACAAGAAGUAUGCGUGCAGCUCGGCAGGGGCCACGCUCUACGAGGGUCUGGGCGAGGAGCUGAAGGCCGAGGGCCUGGGCAGCGGGGGCAGCAGCGACGGGCAGCCCCACGAGUGCAAGGACUGUGAGCGGAUGUUUCCCACCAAGUACAGCUUAGAGCAGCACAUGAUCGUCCACACGGAGGAGCGAGAGUACAAGUGCGACCAGUGUCCCAAGGCCUUCAACUGGAAGUCCAACCUCAUCCGCCACCAGAUGUCCCACGACAGUGGCAAGCGCUUCGAAUGUGAAAACUGCGUGAAGGUGUUCACGGACCCCAGCAACCUGCAGCGGCACAUCCGCUCGCAGCACGUCGGCGCCCGGGCCCACGCCUGCCCAGACUGUGGGAAGACCUUCGCCACGUCCUCCGGCCUGAAGCAACACAAGCACAUCCACAGCACCGUCAAACCCUUCAUAUGUGAGGUCUGCCACAAGUCCUACACCCAGUUCUCCAACCUGUGCCGGCACAAGCGCAUGCACGCCGACUGCCGCACGCAGAUCAAGUGCAAGGACUGCGGGCAGAUGUUCAGCACUACCUCCUCCCUCAACAAGCACCGGCGCUUCUGCGAGGGCAAGAACCAUUACACGCCUGGCGGCCUCUUCACCCCAGGCCUGCCCCUGGCCCCCAGCCCCCUGGUGGACAAGACUAAGCCCCCUACCACUCUCAACCACGCCGGCCUGGGCUUCCACGAGUACUUCCCCUCCCGGCCGCACCCGGGCAGCCUGCCCUUCUCCACGGCGCCCCCGGCCUUCCCCGCGCUUACACCCGGCUUCCCGGGCAUCUUCCCUCCGUCCUUGUACCCCCGGCCGCCUCUGCUACCUCCCACACCCUUGCUCAAGAGCCCCCUGAACCACACCCCGGACGCCAAGCUCCCCAGCCCCCUGGGGAACCCGGCCCUGCCCCUCGUCUCCGCGGUCAGCAACAGUGCCCAGGGCGCCACCGCGGGCACCGGGCCCGAGGAGAAGUUCGGGAGCCGCCUGGAGGACUCGUACGCGGAGAAGCUCAAGACGCGGAUCAGCGACGUGUCGGACGUCAGCGACUUCGAGGACAUCAACACCACGACGGGGACUGACCUGGACACGAGCACGGGGACCGGCUCAGACCUGGACAGCGACGCGGACAGCGACCGUGACAAGGUCAAGGACAAGAGCAGGCCGGCUGAGGGCAAGCCCGAGCUUGGGGGCGGCUCGGCACCCCCUGGGGCCCCCAACAGCCUGGCCGAGGUGCCCGUCUUCUACGCCCAGCACGCCUUCCUCCCGCCGCCCGACGAGCAGCUGCUGGCCGCGUCGGGCGCCGCAGGCGACUCCAUCAAGGCCAUUGCGUCCAUCGCCGAGAAGUACUUCGGCCCGGGCUUCAUGGGGAUGCAGGAGAAGAAGCUGGGCUCGCUGCCCUACCACUCGGUGUUCCCCUUCCAGCUCCUGCCCAACUUCCCACACUCCCUCUACCCCUUCACGGACCGAGCCCUCACCCACAACUUGCUGGUCAAGGCCGAGCCAAAGUCGCCCCGGGACACCCUCAAGGUGGGCGGCCCCAGUGCCGAGUGCCCCUUCGACCUCACCACCAAACCAAAAGAGGCGAAGCCCAUCCUGCCCACGCCCAAGGUCCCCUUGGUGCCCGCAUCCGGCGAGGAGCAGCCUCUGGACCUGAGCAUCGGCAGCCGGGCCCGGGCCAGCCAGAACGGAGGCGGCCGGGAGCCCCGCAAGAACCACAUCUACGGCGAGCGGAAGCUGGGGCCCGGCGAGGCGCUGCCCAAGGUGUGCCCGGCGCAGCUGCCCCAGCAGCCCUCGCUGCACUACGCCAAGCCAUCCCCCUUCUUCAUGGACCCCAUCUACAGGGUAGAAAAGCGGAAGGUGUCGGACCCCGUGGGAGUCCUGAAGGAAAAGUACCUGCGGCCGUCACCGCUGCUGUUCCACCCCCAGAUGUCAGCCAUUGAAACCAUGACGGAGAAGCUGGAGAGCUUUGCGGCCAUGAAAGCGGACUCGGGCAGCUCUCUUCAGCCCCUCCCCCACCACCCCUUCAACUUCCGAUCCCCGCCCCCGACGCUCUCGGACCCCAUCCUCAGGAAGGGCAAGGAGCGGUACACAUGCAGGUACUGUGGGAAGAUCUUCCCCAGAUCAGCAAAUCUCACCAGACACCUGAGGACGCACACCGGGGAGCAGCCGUACAGGUGUAAGUACUGCGACCGCUCCUUCAGCAUCUCCUCCAACCUGCAGCGGCACGUCCGGAACAUCCACAACAAGGAGAAGCCGUUCAAGUGCCACCUGUGCAACCGGUGCUUCGGGCAGCAGACCAACCUGGACAGGCACCUCAAGAAGCACGAGCACGAGAGCGCGCCAGUGAGCCAGCAUUCCGGGGUCCUCACAAACCACCUGGGGACCAGCGCCUCCUCCCCCACUUCCGAGUCGGACAACCAUGCACUUUUAGAUGAGAAAGAAGACUCCUAUUUCUCUGAAAUCAGAAACUUCAUUGCCAAUAGUGAGAUGAACCAAACCUCAACGCGAGCAGAUAAACGCCCGGAGGUCCCAGACCUGGACGGCAGUCCCCAGUGUCCAGGCUUAGCCAGCGAUAAGCCGGAGGAUGCGGAGGCAGAAGAGGACGAGGAGCUGGAGGAGGAGGAUGAGGACAGCCUGGCCGGGAAGUCACAGGAAGACACCGUGUCCCCCACGCCCGAGCCCCAGGGUGUCUACGAGGACGAGGAGGACGAGGAGCCGCCCACCUCGCUGGCCAUGGGCUUCGACCGCACCCGCAGGUGUAUUGAGGAGCAAGAAGGCGGUCUGUUAGCUUUGGAGCCGAUGCCGACUUUUGGGAAGGGGCUGGAUCUCCGCAGAGCAGCUGAGGAAGCAUUUGAAGUUAAAGAUGUGCUUAAUUCCACCUUAGAUUCUGAGACUUUAAAACAGACACUGUACAGGCAGGCUAAGAACCAGGCGUAUGCAAUGAUGCUGUCGCUCUCCGAGGACACUCCUCUCCACACCCCCUCCCAGAGCUCUCUGGAUGCUUGGCUGAAUAUCGCAGGAGCCACGUCGGAGGCCGGAGCCUUUAACCCUAUCCACCACCUCUGA